Tympanuchus pallidicinctus (lesser prairie-chicken) is the source of this 1474-nucleotide messenger RNA. Its product is annotated as homeobox protein vent1-like. Gene Ontology annotation, cellular component: nucleus. The record is from RefSeq and is a predicted model, not a curated record. The transcript is spliced from 5 exons. Gene Ontology annotation, molecular function: RNA polymerase II cis-regulatory region sequence-specific DNA binding; DNA-binding transcription factor activity, RNA polymerase II-specific. Lineage: Eukaryota; Metazoa; Chordata; Aves; Galliformes; Phasianidae. The coding region runs from base 341 to 1198 and encodes 285 amino acids. Gene Ontology annotation, biological process: cell differentiation; regulation of transcription by RNA polymerase II.
ACGAGGGGGGAGAGAAAGGAGAAAUCUUUUAGUCUCAGUUUGUUUUGUUGAAAGGUUUUCUCUCUUACCUUUUAUAACUGUUCACUAAGUUUUUAAGCUCCGACCUAAUGUUGUUUUGUAAAGGCGUUUGGUGGGGAACUGAUCCCGGCAGCGGAUUGGAAUUCGGGAGUGCUGAAUGGGAAUAGCUGCAGCGUGUGAGCCGGGAGGGCGCAGCACUCCGGCUGUUAUCUCUGCUCGAUUCCCACUUUGAUGUGGCUUCGCACUUGCAAACUAGCCUGCUCGGGACUGGAGCGCCUGUAUAAGAGCUGAUCGAAGCCGACAGCCCCAGCCCCUCACCGCCAUGAGCCAGGCUGACUUUCCCCUGGCAGAGCACAAAUCCGACGGGAUGCGGCCCCACAUCUGCUGCGUCCCCCCUCCCCGCGCCCCCACCUCGCAGGGCCGCGGCCGCAAUUCCCUCCUGGCCAGGGCCGAGCCCCAACGGGGGAGUCCGCGACCGGAACAGCCCUUGGACUGCCAGCCCGGCGCGGAGCGGCGGAGUGGGACCUGUCCCCAGGAGCCCAGCGAGCGCUACCUGUCGGAGCCAGCCCCUGACGGCGGAUGGCUGAGCGCCGACGAGUCCUCGGGCUACGAGAGCGAGAGCGCCGGCGGUGAGCGCUCGGAAGUGGAGGCGCCGUGCGGGAGCCGCGGGCGUCAGCGGCGGGGGCGGACCGCCUUCAGCUCGGAGCAGGUGUGCCGGCUGGAGAAGACAUUCCAGCACCAGAAGUACCUGGGAGCCUCGGAGCGGAGGAAGCUGGCGGCCGCCCUGCAGCUCUCCGAGGUCCAGAUCAAGACGUGGUUUCAGAACAGGAGGAUGAAACUGAAGAGGGAAAUCCAGGACCAACAGCACCUCGUAUCUCCUGCUCCGCUCUACAGCUUCCCCCCGGGAACCACCCCUCCAGCCCUCCUUUCCGAUGAAGGCUUUCCGUUGUCUUUCCACUAUCCCUUUGCUCCACAGCAUCAGAGACUCCUGCCUCUCCCCCCGGUGUCUGCGAUGCAGCUCAGCUUCUCCUUCCCCAAAUAUGAUGCUUUUCAAAGCACCUACUGCUUCAUGGCAAGCGAGCUGCCGUACUACCAUCAACACUUGCUUCCUCCUCAUCCUUCUUUCCAUUCAGUAAUUCAGAAUAAAACGGACAAUAAAUGCCAUCCUCUGUACACCUGAUAGUGAAAACAAAACAUGGCAGACAAACAGGAAAAAUUGAUGAGUGUGAUGUAUUAGUAUAGUGAGAGAAAUGUAUUUUUUCCACUUAGAUGGAUUUUUUGUCUGAUUUGUAAUCUUACAUGUUUAUUUUUCUAAAUUAAUUGUAAAGAGUAAUAUUUAUUAAUAUUUGUACUAAUUAGCAUUAAAACUUAUUGGAUGUUGUGCUUCUCGGUCUUCUUUAUGCCUCACCUUUUUGAAAAGCUUUAUUUUUUUCCCCAAAAUACUUCUAUCUUCUUC